UCUGAUGCCGAAGCAUGUAAAGCGGCCCAUACACGCUCAGUUAUAUCGUGCAAGUCUGGUUACACAAUAUACUUGACAAUUUAAAGUUGCCCACACACAGGUUGAUAUAAUUGACACUUUAAUUUAACAGGCUCAGUUUGGUUUUGCAAUCCACUGAGAAAGGAUGGAGGAUUUUGACCCAGCAAUCGCCGUGGCCGUUGCUCUUGCUGUAGAAGAGGAAACUGAUGUUCCAAAAAGGAAACGUGCAAAAUGGUCAAAAGAAUGGUUUCUGCAGCGUUCAACAUUUGGACACACCAAAUUACUACGGGAACUGAACCUUAAUGAGCCAAGUGAUCUUAAACUUUUUGCGCAUGGAUGCCGAGUCCUGUAAUGAGCUAUUGAAAUGGUCGAGCCCCUCAUUGAAAAACAAACUACAAAUAUGCCUCAGCCCAUCUCUCCUACAGAGCGUUUAUCAAUUACACUGCGUUACCUGACCACGGGAAAUACAUUUGAAGAUCUGAAGUUUGUCAGUGCUAUUGCACCACAAACCAUCGGCAAAAUUGUUAUUGAAACCUGUGAAGCCAUCAUCAGCUGCUUACAUGAGUACAUAAAGGAGUUUGUUCACCAACUGCUUUCAAGUUGGUACCUGGAACCGAAGAUCAGCAGACAGCAUCAGAUUAUGGAAGUAAGAGCUCUCUACCAAAGAAAACUGAACACGGUCAUUUACGACAAGUGUAUUGUUGAGUUGCUUUUGUCUAACAUCAUGAGGCAAAUAUUUCUUAGGAUGUUUGACAAAUCCAUCUGGAGUUGAUUGGCUGCAGUUGCUGGUCUCCCCAGUGCUGUGACUUGUGCAUGCUAUCUCAGACACUUUGCUGUGUUUUCUCUGAAAAGAAAUAAUAUAAAUAUAAUAUCCUGAAAAAAUUAUGAAUAUAGUAACCUAUAAAUAGAAAACAGAACUGUUGGUUGGGUGAUUACUAUUACAUCAUAGUUAACUUAAACGUCACAUCGAUUUCACAAAAUACUGAGUGGGCAAGACAUGUCACCUACUCUUGCUACCAGUCCCCAGUUAUCCAUUUUACAAAUAGCCAUAAUUCUCCAAAUAUUACUCAUUUUGAGCAUCAAAUAACAAAACAAAUAACAAAAACAUAUAACAUGUUAACAAGUGUUCAUUUUAGGAAGAGGAAAGGGAAAGACAGCCCAACAUCUUCCCAUAGAAAAUACCAAUUAACCACACUUGGGGUAAUUUGUAGAUGGUGAGCCCUUACGUAUAA
This is a messenger RNA of Penaeus monodon (black tiger shrimp), 1250 nucleotides long. RefSeq lists its product as uncharacterized. Lineage: Eukaryota; Metazoa; Arthropoda; Malacostraca; Decapoda; Penaeidae. The transcript has 2 exons. The record is from RefSeq and is a predicted model, not a curated record. The coding region runs from base 383 to 790 and encodes 135 amino acids.